CUGACGUUGACUACGGCCGCCCCCGGCGUUCUCUGCCGUGCAUUAUCAGGCCGCUUUAUCUAUGACCUGCUUACUCUACAUUCACAGUAACCCUCCCUUAUCACACCCUACAAAGCCUCACAUUUCCCAUUUCUCAGCUUCCCUCCCUCGACAACAUCCUCCUCGCCGUUUACUCUGUCCUGACACGCCUGCCAACUGCACCCGCGUCUGCCACCGACGAACGCCUGCCUGUCAACGUUGCCCCGUGCAAGUCGCGUGCCAGUCCGCGAAUCAGCUCAGCCCGAUUACUCCGUCAUCUGCGCACCCUGCCACACAAACCAGAACAAACAAUCAGCACUGACAAGACAUUUCGCGACUGUCCAUCCAUCCAGCGUCCGCGAUCAGCGGACAUCCACGUGGAGAAUCCGUCGCCAUCCUCUCUAUG
Molecule: messenger RNA, 424 nt
Organism: Talaromyces proteolyticus
Lineage: Eukaryota; Fungi; Ascomycota; Eurotiomycetes; Eurotiales; Trichocomaceae
Exons: 1
Coding region: 62-340 (92 amino acids)
Source: RefSeq, a predicted model, not a curated record